This is a messenger RNA of Camelina sativa (false flax), 699 nucleotides long. The record is from RefSeq and is a predicted model, not a curated record. Lineage: Eukaryota; Viridiplantae; Streptophyta; Magnoliopsida; Brassicales; Brassicaceae.
AUGGAAGGCGGAGUUGGUAUAUCAAGUGGGGAAGACAGGAUAAGCUCAUUACCUGAAGAGUUACUAUGCCUGAUACUUGACUCGCUUACGCUUAAGGAUGUUGUUAGGACAAGUGUUUUGUCUUCUAGAUGGAGAAAUGUUUGGCUACGGGUUUCUAGGUUAGAGUUGAACAUCUCUGACUUCCCAAAUCAGGAUACAUGUGUGAGUUUUCUCGAUAAGUUCCAUAACGGAUCAAACUUGUCUGAAUUCAAGUUAAACGUUGAGACACAUGUCCUUGGCUUUAAGGAAUCUGUGCUUGAGCCGUGUCUUAGUCGAUUUCUUAAGCACAAGAUUCAACGUUUCGAAUUUGUGAAUGGCAUGUAUUUGAUACCAUUAACCCUUUCUGUGUGUGAGGCAUUGAAACUGUUUCCUGGUAGUAUACUGGCAGAGGAAACUACACCUCCGGUUCUGUUACCUUGUUGUAUGAAUUCGUCCCUUGAAUGCGUUGGCAUCAAAUGCUGGAUCACGGAGAGAGCAACUGAACUGAAACUAGUUAGAUACUUUCUGGAAAACUCAUCAACAAUUAAGAAUCUUGCGCUACAUUUGAAACAUGAGUCUGGAGGAAGGAUGAAACACGAGCCUGGUGUCUUGAAACAACUCUUUGAAAUACCAAGACGUUCUAGUUUGUGUCAAUUUGUCAUUCUUGAAACAGCUCUUUGA